AACAACGGAAUCAGAUAAGACGGACAGGGAUCAGUAGAGCACAUAAUAGAACAAAUAAGAAGUAACAAGAGGUGUUACGACUUACAAGAAGAAGAAGGAGGAGAAGAGGAAAUACGGGAGAAGAGGAACAAAGAAGAAGAAAAAGUAGUGGCAGGUUAAGAAGAAAUACGCUGUAUUUCGAAGAUAUUUGACGAAUUCUGAUAUAGUUGGCAAACUUAUCACUCUCUAGGAUGAUUUGGAAAAAGCAAGUUGCUAUUUUCUUCUGCGUAGCUGUAAUCUAUUCAGAGGCAGGUCAAAGUCUGCUCUUUCCAUUUGGAUUAAAUGAAGGGGACGAAUUCCUACCCGCCACCGUUGACGGCGGGACAAACGAGCUAUCAAUUGCCGUCGCCUUUCCGUUCUACGAUCACGAAUAUACCAGUCUUUAUGUCAACAAUAACGGUCUCAUCUCGUUCUUGGAAACAUUUUCUCAAUAUACCCCUGAACCGUUUCCCCUCGCUAUUGACCGACGCCUUUUGGCACCAUUCUGGGCUGAUGUUAACACAGAGAUCGGCGGUAAUGUAUCCUAUCGAGAAGUCUUACGAUUCGCCCAAAACGACGGCAUAUUCCUCGAAGCCGAUGGAAUUAUAAGAGCAUCAUUCGUUGACAUGAGAGAUUUUGUGUCGUCAUGGAUGUUCAUCGCGACCUGGGACAACAUGUCUUUCUACGGUAGUUCUCCUGCCGCCCACAGGAAUUCCUUUCAGGCUGUGAUGGUGACAGAUGGCCGAUACUCCUUCGUCAUCUUUAAUUACGGUGAUAUCAACUGGACAACAGGAACUGACAAUGAAGGUGAUGCUAAUACUGGUCUAGGUGGUACCCCAGCUCAGGUUGGAUUCAACGCUGGUGACGGAGUGAACUUUUACAGUGUCCCCGGAUCUCAGACAGCGGCCAUCGUCGAUAUCGAAACGACAUCGAAUAUCGGUGUACCGGGAAGAUGGGUGUUCAGAACGGACAACUCCAAUAUCGAAGGACUAGAAUGUACUACCUCCGGUGCCGUUUCCCUAUUCCCAUUGGUCGGUUCAAUGCUUGGCGGAACUCAGGUUUUCAUCAACGGACCGUGCUUCAACGCAAACAGCCUGAUUGUCUGUGAUUUUGACGGAAUCGAGACUUCUGGAAGACUUCUGGAAGACGAGAUCGCCCUCUGCGUUUCGCCGACUUUCUACAAAGUUGGACGGAUUCCCUUGCGCGUGUCUCUAGACGAUGGAGUCACGUUCGAUUUCACAGGAUUGUUCACAAUUAUCAGUGUCGAGGACGUUCCUGACAAUGUAUUUUCUUCGGUAACGGAAAGCAACCAAAGAGAGUCCGACUUCGAGAUCACGUGGGACACAGAUGCCCUCGAAAGCGUAGACGAGGUUGACAUCGUUGUCUACGGCUACCGAGAAGACAAUGACGUGGAGUUUAGUGGACCUUUGGUCGUAGUGGCACAGGGAGUUGACUAUCAUCUCGGUCACCACAGUGUCUCAGGGCUACUAGACCCUGAACUACACUUCGACGUCGGUGUUAUUGGGGUCAGGGAAUCUGAAGGUCAAGGGGGAAAGUAAGAAUUACAUCAAAUUUUAUAUCUUCUACUUUAAGUGUAGUUUUAGUUUAUCUAUCGUUCUUGAUAAUUAAGUCUGAUGAACUAUUCUCCCAGAUGUGAUCUCGGGGCAGCAAGGACAGACGAGAUAUAGCUUGACAUAGAAGAAGAGG
Strongylocentrotus purpuratus (purple sea urchin) is the source of this 1725-nucleotide messenger RNA. Its product is annotated as sushi, nidogen and EGF-like domain-containing protein 1. The coding region runs from base 231 to 1577 and encodes 448 amino acids. The transcript is spliced from 7 exons. NCBI's taxonomy places the organism in Eukaryota, Metazoa, Echinodermata, Echinoidea, Camarodonta, Strongylocentrotidae. Gene Ontology annotation, biological process: cell-matrix adhesion. The record is from RefSeq and is a predicted model, not a curated record.